CCCGCUGUCACCCAGCGUGCGUUUAGUCUUGCACUUCAGUCAUGCUGUGUACUCCCAGCACGAAGUUACAACGCUUACCGAGACGAACUCCUUAAGAGUUUUUUUUUAUUAAAACUUUAACGUGGUCGAACGCCUUUGUGAAAUCCGCGAAUAAUGCGGUCAUCGCGGUGAUACAAACUGAACAGUGACUGAAAUUUUUGGUGAUUUAUUGGUUUAUUACGGUGAUUUUGUUAAAAUGAUUAACGCAUUUAUGGAUGGAGGGCAUCACCAUUUGAGCGCCUACGGACUGAAAAUGUCCCCGACUCAUAACGGUGGUGCGGCCACCAUUCCGUCACCACAUCAGAACCCUGCGGCAGCCAUGACUGCUCCUGAUAUGUCCGCCAGUCAAAAUCACCACUUCCAAACUAACUAUGGACAUAUGAGUCAUUUAAAUCCUCAUCCGACGUAUGCGGCAAGGGAUUUCUUACUCAGAAGGGACCAUCACGACUUUCCCACAGCUCAAACAGCACCUAGUGAUUCAAUGUUGUUCCAUCACCACUCGGAGAUGGCCCCGCACCAUAAUUUACACCUUCCUCCUCACCAUCAAAUGCUUUAUUCCAGAACUGAUCAUCAUGCUGCUUAUCAUGCUCAACCAAACCACCAGUACAUCAACCAUCAUAGCAUGGCGAUGCCCCAUCACCCAAGUAAUAUCCACGGGGGAUUCUUUAAGUACAUGAGACCGAUCAAACAAGAGAUGCAAUGCCUCUGGAUAGAUCCAGAUCAGCCUCCGCCAAAAAAGAUCUGCGGGAAGCAUUUUACGACAAUGUCGGAGAUCGUGGGGCAUUUGGGGGUUGAGCAUGUCGGCGGUCCAGAAAUAACAAACCACGCGUGCUACUGGCAAAAUUGUGCGAGGAACGGUAGACCAUUUAAGGCGAAGUACAAAUUGGUGAAUCACAUUAGGGUGCAUACGGGGGAAAAGCCGUUCCACUGUCCGUUUCCUGGUUGUGGUAAAGUGUUCGCUAGGAGUGAGAAUUUGAAAAUUCAUAAAAGGACUCAUACAGGUGAAAAACCCUUUAAAUGCGAAUUCGAAGGCUGUGAUCGAAGGUUCGCCAACUCCUCCGACCGGAAGAAACACUCCCACGUACACACCUCCGAUAAACCUUACAACUGCCGGGUGAACGGUUGCGACAAGAGCUACACCCAUCCCUCCUCCCUAAGGAAACACAUGAAGGUGCACGGAAUGAGCGGAAGAUCACCUCCUCACUACGACUCUGACGGUGAGGAGAGCAACACUUCAAGUACCGGCAGUAUAUCGGUGGCGGUGAGUCCUCACAUGCAAAACACCGGAAGUGGAUUGCACGUGGUACCGGGUACCACGGCGAUCAGUGACUGGUAUUCGGGUUGCCAACCGACGGGACCUGGUGGACAUAGUGAUCCUUUGGGGACGCUCGGCGGACCUUUUGGAGGGUUGCACCAUGGUGCCGCCACCGCUUAUUAAGGUUUUUGUGAUUGAUUUUAGUGAAAUAGGAAUUAGUUUGGAGAGUUGCUGGUUAGGUGAAACGUAAAAGAUGUGUUACCUAAUAUAAGCACUCCAAUUAACUAUAAAGUCAAGUUGUAAUUCUAUGUGGGGUGCUUCGUCGGAAAAGUUUUAUUUUUAUGGCAAUGUCGUAGUUUAUCUUUAAAAAAUGAUUAAUACACAGUAGACAGGUGUCGCACACUUGUUCAGUAUACUAACGGGACAAGUUAAGGCUAAUCUCAAAAAUUAAGAUAACAAACGCCAGGCCUACCAAACUUAUAUAAUAUAAUUUAAAAAUGUCAAUUUGAAAAUUUCUCACUCUUAAUAUCUUUCUUGCAGUCAUAUUAAAAAUUUGUCAAUUUUCUUGUAGACAAUACCAAUUUGUGUUUUCAAACUCAACAUUUCUGAAAAACUUGAUCGACAAUCUACUCUAAUUCGCCUUUUAAGAUCAGCAAUAUCAAUAUGUUGCAUUAUAAACAAUGCCAAAUAAGCGAUUUAAGAUAUCCCCACAGAAAAACGUCUAAGGGAGUUAAAUCCGAUAAUCUUGGAGGCCAUUUAAUUGGUUCCCUCCUGCCAAUCUAUUUAUCCAGAAAUCUCUCGGUCAAUCACUGUCGGAUCGGAAAAAAUUUAUGAGGUGGACCACCGUCUUGUUGGAAUGUUAACAAAUCUUCCUGUAAAACUGAAUUACUAUCUAUACCAAUGAGAUUCUAGCUCAUGAGUGAUUACAAUAGGCAGUUAAAUAUUUGACUAAUUGUUG
Molecule: messenger RNA, 2252 nt
Organism: Anthonomus grandis grandis
Lineage: Eukaryota; Metazoa; Arthropoda; Insecta; Coleoptera; Curculionidae
Product: zinc finger protein ZIC 4
Exons: 2
Coding region: 236-1477 (413 amino acids)
Biological process (GO): central nervous system development; regulation of transcription by RNA polymerase II
Cellular component (GO): nucleus
Molecular function (GO): RNA polymerase II cis-regulatory region sequence-specific DNA binding; DNA-binding transcription factor activity, RNA polymerase II-specific
Source: RefSeq, a predicted model, not a curated record